Rotaria sp. Silwood2 is the source of this 345-nucleotide messenger RNA. Lineage: Eukaryota; Metazoa; Rotifera; Eurotatoria; Philodinida; Philodinidae. The record is from the annotation of a GenBank genome assembly.
AUGUUGGUUUAUAUUNGUCGUGGUGAUGAUCGGGGUCCAGAUCAUCAACCUGGUGUACACCAUCUUCGUCGUCGUGGGGCUGAUCGUGGCCCAGAUCAUCAGCCUGGUGUACACCAUCUUCUUCGUCGUGGUGAUGAUCGUGGCCCAGAUCAUCAGCCUGGUGGGCACCAUCUUCUUCGUCGUGGUGAUGAUCGUGGUCCAGACCAUCAGCCUGGUGUACACCAUCUUCUUCGUCGUGGUGAUGAUCGUGGUCCAGACCAUCAGCCUGGUGGGCACCACCUUCUUCGUCGUGGUGAUGACCAUGGUCCAAAACAUGAUGCUAAUGAUCAUGGCCCAGAUCAUUAA